AGCUUAAAGUUGAGCCAUAGUUUAUGGCUUUUAAGGGGUGGUUUUGACCAUUUUUCAGAAGAAAAAAAAUAAUAAUAAUGAAGAAUCAGAUUGUAGAACCUUCCUUCACCUUCGCAAGAAAGUGCCUUCUGCAUAAACCUAAGCUUGAAGUGGGAUUUGCUACAAAUCCCUCCCAGCCAGAAGAAGCGCCAAGUCAAAAAGGAGGGUAAAGCACCGACGCCGACCCAUUUCUAAUGGAAGAAUUCAAUUAUUGCAUCCUCCUUUUAUUUAGGCUCACAUCGAGUAGGAAACUUAAAAAGAUUGUUGUUCUGAUGGAAUUUCCAAACGCCUAUAAAAAAGGUGGCAUGAGAUUGAAGCAAAACCCACACAAAAGUUGAAAUGGAGCUCCCAGAUUAGCGGCAAAUCAACUUCAAUCAGCGCCACCAAACAAAGGGUUUAUCCGGAAGUGGAGAACAUCAAAUGGUGUUACCAAACUUUGAGUGGACGUGGAGCUUAGAAUUUACUCAUAAUGUCAUAAUCUCAAGCAAAAAGGAGGGGAAGAAUCUUACAUUACAUAUGUAUUCGAGUCCUUUCUUCUCAUUUAGUAUGAAAAAAAAGGAAGUACAGAGGGCUGUUUGUUCUUGUGAGGAUGGCAUGCUUUCAGAGAGCUUCACCAGCUUUGAAGGAGAUCCUCCUUAAACUGUACAGUUUGGAAAAGCCUACUGAAAUGGAGCAUCACUUGCAUGAAUUUGGUUCUGUUCAGUACCAUAUCCAGUCUUCUGUAUCGAAUCCACAGCAGAUUUUCUUGUCAAUUGCCACUCCAUUGUUGUCGCAAGCGGUUCUUUUAUCUGAUGGGCUCUCGCCGUACACUGUCGAGAUGGUAAAACAAAUUUGCUCUCAUGCUGUUGAGAUCAUUGAACCUGCCAAAGAAGGAUACCAACUUACUCUAAGAAUCGACUCUGCAAAAAUUUUGCAUGGGGAAGAGUCAGAAAAGAUCAUUACAGACAUUGCUGCUGUCCAAGCAGUGAUCAUAAGUUCUCAGCUGAAAGAAGUGUUGAGAAAUGUUGUUAAUUCACCAGCUCAUUUUCAAGGAACUUCCAGACCCAUCAAACUUGUAUAUCAUCCAAGGGAACCAUUCUUUGUCAUCAAACAGCCCCAAAAGAUCCUCGUAAUCUACCCAAUUCGUUUCAAGGAGGAUACAGAUGUGAUCAUUGCAACAGCUUUCUUUCGGGAACUUAUGGAUGUGGGAAGCUCUGAAAAAUGGUCAAAAGCACCUCCCUGCUGUUGGUCACCGAUACCCCCUCCAGAACUGAGAGGCGAACCUUUAGAAGAAUUGAGCACCAAUGGAGGAUUUGUCACCUUUGAUAUCUCUCUGCACCACGUGGAAGGUAAAAGACUUGACAAGACUGUGUGGAGUUUGCUGAACUUUAAUGCAUAUGUUAAGUACCAUGUAAAGACAACCAGAGGUUUUAUCCAGAGAAGGAUGAGAAAGCGGUUAGAAGGGCUUGUUGAGAUCCUACAUCAGAAAACUUCAGAUGAUGCUGUACUCAACAAGGGUCGAGGCAUUAUGUAUAUGAAGAAAUUGGUAGCUAGAACUAAUCGCAUCAAACAGAAAUGUCGUAGUUUGAGUAGGAAGAUCAAGAGAAUCCGGUUUCGAAUUCGAAUCCCUGGAUUCGCACGGUUUCGUCGAAGAUGGCUGAAGUUCCCAAAGUUUUCUUCUUCGAUUCAAUACACCAGAUUAAAAUGCAGUGAUUGAAUUUAGAAUAGUGCAACAAGAUUAAAUGUUUAAAUCUCUGUGACAUCAAUAGAAUAACUUUGGAAAUAAGGUAUGUUGUUAGAUACAAGAAGUUUAGAUCAUGGAAGAGGAGUUACUUUUGCCAUGACCACAAGAUUUGUACUUUUAUUUCUACUUGCGAGGAGGCUUAGAGCUUAGUAUCUAUUAAAACAAAAAAGAAGAGUUUCACUUAAUUGUUGCCAUUGUCAAAACAUGGAGAACUUACGUUUAAGAUUGCUAUUAAUAAAAAAUUGGCUGUAAUUUUUAUUUA
Messenger RNA from Benincasa hispida (wax gourd), 2024 nucleotides. Lineage: Eukaryota; Viridiplantae; Streptophyta; Magnoliopsida; Cucurbitales; Cucurbitaceae. The record is from RefSeq and is a predicted model, not a curated record.